AUGUCCAGCUAUGUCCCUCGCAUUCCUCUGUCCCACCUACACCCACCACCCCCAGAAAACCAAUCCAAACCAACAAUCCUCCUCCUUCACGGCUUCCCCUCAACAUCCUACGACUGGCGUCAUCAAAUCCCCUACCUCUCAUCACUCGGCUACGGCAUCAUCGCCCCAGACCUCCUCGGCUACGGGGCCACCAGUAAACCAUGCGACAUCACCGCGUACAAAACUAAGUCCAUGGCCGCGGAGAUAAUCUCCAUCCUGGACGCUGAGGGGGUCGACAAAGUCCAUGCCGUGGGACACGACACGGGGUGCACGCUUCUGUCUCGAUUGGCGGACUACUUCCCAGAGAGGUUGCUGUCAUGUGUCUUUUUGGACGUGCCGUAUAUGAGUCCCGCAGUGAAGUUUGAUUUGGAUACUGUGAAUAACGUUACGAGGAAUAUCUUGGGGUUUGAGAGGUUUGGGUAUGUGGGCUUUUUUGCUAGGGAGGGGAGUGGGGAAUUGUUGGAUCGGUUUGCAGAUUCCUUCUUCACCCUCUUCUACCCCCACAAUCCCUCACUAUGGACCUCACACCUUUGCCCAACCGGGGCAAUAGAAGAAUGGCUUCUAUCCGACCAUCGAGCCCCAUUAGCUCCUUACAUCACUGAAGAAGAAUUUAAAACCCACCAAAAACUCCUAGUCGGUCACCACGCCUCAGCACUGAAUUGGUACCGGGCUCUGGUCUCGAAUAUCAACGUGGAAGACGAAGAACAGGCCCGUAUUACCCCUUCACUGUCUAUGCCGGUUCUCUUGGUUUGUCCGAGAAAGUCAAGCUUGGAGAUGCCUGGUCUUGAAGAGGGGAUGAGGGCUGUCUGCGCUGGCGAUUUGGUGGUAAGGAGGGUGUCGACGACGGGGCAUUGGGUUCAGUUGGAGGCGAGGGAGGAGGUUAAUCGGAUGCUUGGGGAGUUUUUUGAGGGUAUGAGGACCUAG
Aspergillus nomiae NRRL 13137 is the source of this 963-nucleotide messenger RNA. RefSeq names its product alpha/beta hydrolase. The transcript has 4 exons. The record is from RefSeq and is a predicted model, not a curated record. NCBI's taxonomy places the organism in Eukaryota, Fungi, Ascomycota, Eurotiomycetes, Eurotiales, Aspergillaceae. The coding region runs from base 1 to 963 and encodes 320 amino acids. Gene Ontology annotation, molecular function: catalytic activity.